CACAAAAGCCAGCUCCAGCCAUAAUACCUUGUUCUAAGUGUUCUUGUACAAUUAAAACAGCCUCCGACUUAUGUAGCAGCCUGGCUAGAUCAUGGAGACAAGAACAAUACAGCAAUGGAGGCUGGUAAUAUCCCUCUUCGUUGGCUGGGCGUUUUAUUACGCCUGUAGAAAGACAUUCACUUCCACCAUGCCUCACCUAAUGAAACACAAAGGCUACACAGAGAAGGACUUGGGUAUGAUUGCGUCCUCGUUCUCGUUUGCUUAUGGCAUAAACAAACUCGUCUGUGGUGUAGUGGCAGACCACGUUAGCCCAAAAUGGCUAUUUUGUACCGGCCUUCUAUUCAGUGGAAUAUUAGUGAUACUGUUCCCAUUUUGUCACUCCUCGUACAUGUGUGCCUUCUUGUGGGCCAUCGCCGCUUUAUUUCAAGGCUCGGGUUGGCCUGCCGCAUCUAAAUUAUUAAAGGCUUGGGUACCAGAUAGGCUCGGAAUAGCGUGGAGUGUCAUAUCAAGUAGUGGAAACCUUGCAGCUACCUGCUCUCCUUUCAUCAUCGCCUAUAUCACUUCAACCGUUUCGUGGGACAGUAAUUAUUACAUCAUUGGAGGUGCGUCUUGUUUUCUGACGUUAAUAUUAUUAUUUGAAUUGAAAGACAAGCCGGAAAGCAUAGAGAAAGUAGGAGGAGAGAGUUCUUCAUCGAUGAGAUUAGUUGAUAUAUUGUACGUGAGAAGUAUAUGGACCGUUAGCUUGAUAUAUUUCAUAUUAUACAUGGUUAAAUACGCAAUCACAGAUUGGGGCCAGCUUUAUUUUAUGCAAUUCUUAGAAGUACCAGAAAUUACAGCUGCUACUAGUGUUGGGUUGAUACAGUUUGGCGGCAUAUUUGGAAACAUAAUCUGGGGAUACAUAUCUGAUAAAACAAUUAAGAUAGUCCCCGAGAGGUCAAAGGUUUCCCGAGCUCCUGCAUUAAUGAUGUCCUGUGCUUGCCUAAUGGUCUGUGUCAUCUUAUUCGCUACAACUUUAGACAAAUCUUCUUCUCAAUUUUGGAUUGACAUGGUAUGUUUUUCAACUGGUAUAAUGUUAGAUGGAGCAGUAGCGUUGAUAGGUCUAACUGCAAUGAGUUGUGUUCCUGAUCACUUAGCAAGCACUGCUCAUGGAUUCACCUGUGCCUUUAGUCAAGUUGGUAGUUUUUUGGCUGGAUAUCCAUUUAGUAUCAUAGUCAGCAGUUACGGCUGGUAUGCUGCUUAUCAAACUGUCUCCUUUUGUUCACUGGUAAUGCUACUGGCUAAUUUUUAUUUGACGUAUUUGUCUUUUCAGACUGUUAAAUUUAAGUCGAACUAAUUAUUUAUAUUAUUAUUAUUUAUUAUUAUUACCAUUGUUAUUUUUGUAUCAUUUUCCUACUUAAUUCGACAAUUAUUGAUGAUUUAUAUUUUAAAA
This is a messenger RNA of Amphimedon queenslandica, 1429 nucleotides long. Its product is annotated as glucose-6-phosphate exchanger SLC37A4-like. NCBI's taxonomy places the organism in Eukaryota, Metazoa, Porifera, Demospongiae, Haplosclerida, Niphatidae. Gene Ontology annotation, cellular component: membrane. The record is from RefSeq and is a predicted model, not a curated record. Gene Ontology annotation, molecular function: glucose 6-phosphate:phosphate antiporter activity. The transcript is spliced from 5 exons. The coding region runs from base 92 to 1333 and encodes 413 amino acids. Gene Ontology annotation, biological process: phosphate ion transmembrane transport; glucose-6-phosphate transport.